This is a messenger RNA of Aquila chrysaetos chrysaetos, 1185 nucleotides long. It is a transcript of the gene EMC8, whose product is annotated as ER membrane protein complex subunit 8. Gene Ontology annotation, cellular component: EMC complex. The record is from RefSeq and is a predicted model, not a curated record. Lineage: Eukaryota; Metazoa; Chordata; Aves; Accipitriformes; Accipitridae. The coding region runs from base 81 to 692 and encodes 203 amino acids. The transcript is spliced from 5 exons.
GGACGGGACGGGACGGGACGGGACGGGGAGCGGGGCCGGUGGAGCGGUGUCGGCCGCCGGGGGCUGUCUGCCGUGGCAGGAUGAAGCUGACCACGCAAGCUUACUGCAAAAUGGUGCUGCACGGCGCGAAGUACCCGCACUGCGCCGUUAACGGGCUGCUGGUGGCCGAACGGCCGUCGGGCGCUCCGCGUCGCGACCAGACCGGGCCUCCCUCGCUUUUCGUCGACUGUAUCCCGCUCUUUCACGGUACCCUGGCCCUGGCGCCCAUGCUGGAGGUGGCCCUCACCUUGAUUGACUCUUGGUGCAAAGAGAAUAGCUACGUGAUAGCUGGAUAUUACCAGGCAAAUGAACGCGUGAAAGAUGCCAGUCCAAACCAGGUUGCGGAAAAGGUGGCCUCCAGAAUUGCAGAGGGCUUUAACGAUACAGCGCUCAUAAUGGUUGAUAACACCAAGUUUACGAUGGAGUGCGUAGAGCCUGCCAUUCAUGUGUAUGAGCUUCAUGAGAACAAGUGGAGGUGCAAGGACCCGCACGUUGAUUUUUGUGAAGAUUGGACCGAAGCCCAGAGAAUCGCUGCAUCUCUCUUGGACAGCAAGUCCUACGAGACGCUUGUAGAUUUUGAUAAUCACCUAGAUGAUAUCCGGAACGACUGGACAAACCCAGAGAUCAACAAAGCUGUCCUCCACCUGUGUUAGAAGGGUUUCUACUGACUAAUUUAUGGGCAUUCCCACUAUGUACUGAAGAGACGAAAAUGCUAUUUUUGAAUGUAAAUAGAAUAAUAUUCAGUACCUUGUGUGGAAACCCGACUGAUUAAAAAGGAGUGGCACGUCACAUGGCAGAGCGAUGUGUCCGUAAGCCGUUGACUCUUUUUUGUGAGGUUCCUUGGAAGAACGGCAAACUGUCAGUUACAGCUGUCCUCGUGGAUGCCUUCCCAGUUGUAGCGAAUGUUGCUAUUCCUUCAAAACCCGAACUACUUCUGCUUGUUCCUACCGUUCGUAUUACAAAGUUUUGACUAAGUUUUUCUAAUCUUUAGAGAGGUUACUUUUUAAUGAUUUAUGGAAAUACCUUGUCCUCAGAUGAGAAAUUUUAAGGUCAAAUACAUACAAUGUAAGGUUAACGGUUUCUUUUGACCUGGCUUGGAAAUGUAAUUCUGUCGGCACAGUAAAAUGCCAACUGCUGAGGACGAUG